UCCUUUCUGCUCGAAAGGCAGACCAAAUAAUUUCAAAAGGAAAAGGAGAAUUGGAACCCUGUGGAAACAGUUUUGAAAUCGUUUUCUCCAACUUUUUGCUGAAAGAAAAACUAACUCUACACGAAGACAGUAAACAUAACAUGGCUGCUGCCCGAAAAAUUCUGUUGGCUGCUGUUUUCCUCUUCCUGGUCUCUCUGUUUCCUCAAGUCUUUCUUCAGAUGAAAGGGAAAAGAUCAAAGUUCUGGUUCUGAGUCCGAAGAGUAACUUGCUCGUGCCGAGAAAACUCGCCCAACAGCAGCAAAAUAACGAUCUCUUCAAAACAAGGAGACACGGAAAAUGCAAGUUAGUGAUCAGAUUGAAGUAGGAACAUGUCUAUGCGGUGACGAGAUGACGUCUAGAGAGGAAGAAGGAGAUGAAGGCGUGAGGCUCAUAGAGUGCCUCAGAGGAAGAUUGCUUGCAGAGAGGCAAGCAUCCAGAGCUGCGAAAGAGGAAGCAGAGCUCAUGGGUAAAAGGUUGGUAGAGCUAGAGACGAGACUCAGAGAAGAGAACGGACUGAGGGACAGAGCUGAAAAGAAGCUCAAUUUCCUAAAGAAGAAGCUCGAAUGCUUCAAGACUUCACCAUUAAUGGAGAGAUCAGAGCAAUCAAUUGGGAGCUGUCAAGCUUCCUGCAGAUUGUCAUCCACUGCAAGUUUGGAAGCAAACGAAGAAAUGGCACCGUAUGUGACGCACAAUCAUCUUCUUGAUGCUGCUGAAGAUGACCGCCAUCGAGGUACUGGAGAGAAGUUUGGUCCAGUCAAUUCUGAACUUCCAGACAGUGGCUCGAGCUCUGCGUCAAGCACAAGUGCGGUCACAACAUUGCAAGUGGCACCAUAUCAUAUAAAGGAGCUGAUGAACAGAGUGGACAGAGAUGGUGGCAAAACGUUUUACAGCGAGCAGAGGCAUUUCAUUUUAGCUACUUCAAACUCUUACUAUUGCUAAUACCACAUUGUUAUCUUUACGUCGAUGAAUAGUCAUCAUCUCGGAUGUCGGGGUCUUUAUUCCUGAGGUUUUCCUUUGCAAUAGUAAGAUAUCAUUUCAAGA
This is a messenger RNA of Punica granatum (pomegranate), 1080 nucleotides long. Lineage: Eukaryota; Viridiplantae; Streptophyta; Magnoliopsida; Myrtales; Lythraceae. The record is from RefSeq and is a predicted model, not a curated record.